Messenger RNA from Mycena citricolor, 449 nucleotides. The record is from the annotation of a GenBank genome assembly. Lineage: Eukaryota; Fungi; Basidiomycota; Agaricomycetes; Agaricales; Mycenaceae.
CUUGCAUGUGCCGAGUUCCACUGAAUGCCCUCGGCGCCAUACUUAUCCGUCACCGCCGUGGGAUCAGAACUUUGACGAAAUGCCCAUUCCCGACAGUGUGACAGGCUCCUCAAACAUGUCUCAGUCACGGCGGCGUUCGCGUGCGGCACGCGACGUGCCUACGAUCUUGAGCACUUGCGUUUCUUGGCUCGAGAACCCAUUGCCUCGCCCGCGAUGGAGUAGGAGGAGAGGGGGAAAGGUAAUAUAUGUGUUCGUCCAGAUACAACAGCCCAGCAUCACUCCAAGACGACGCUGAAAGCACCGAUGCUCCGUGUCCAUCCCCGUAUCGCCCAUUAAGGUAUCGACGAUUCGAUUGAAGUCUGCUGCGGCCUUCCACAAUCUUUUCGACCAGCGAUCUUUGUGUCGGGGAUCAAUCUAGCUCUUCCCGAGGCCAGAUUCGCGCCAUCUCU